Thalassophryne amazonica is the source of this 1374-nucleotide messenger RNA. RefSeq names its product olfactory receptor 10G4-like. NCBI's taxonomy places the organism in Eukaryota, Metazoa, Chordata, Actinopteri, Batrachoidiformes, Batrachoididae. Gene Ontology annotation, molecular function: G protein-coupled receptor activity. Bases 53 to 970 code for a protein of 305 amino acids. The record is from RefSeq and is a predicted model, not a curated record. Gene Ontology annotation, cellular component: membrane. The transcript has 3 exons. Gene Ontology annotation, biological process: G protein-coupled receptor signaling pathway.
UCCUACCAUACCUUUAACAUGGGAACACUACUUUCAGGAAGAGCUUGACAUCAUGAACAGCUCUUGCAACCUGAGUAUGCUGGAGGCUCAGUCACAGAUGAACGACACCAUCUACCACCUGAUUAAACUGGUCAGCACAUGUGUGAGCUGCAGCCUGAACACUUUACUCAGUGCUCCUUUACUCCUGGUCAUCAGCCGCUCCCCAUCCCUCCUCAGACACACACGCUUUCUGCUUCUCACAAACCUCCUCUUGUGCAUCAACCUUCAGCAGCUCCUGUGGAUGAUCAAAGCAAUUCUUUUAAACUCCAAUGAGUCCAUGCCUGCAGCUCAGUGUCUAAUCUUCCUCACUGCUAUCCAGAUGUGCUCCAUGGUGGACCUUUUCCUGAGCACUGCUCUGUCUGUGGACCGCUUUGUUGCCGUCAGGUGGCCCUUACGCUAUGAGUUCUUAGUGUGUCCUCAGAGAAGAAAAGCAGCUGUUGCUGGCAUCUGGAUGUUACCAGCUGUGUUCAGCACUGCGGCUCUGGGUAUGAACCUGAGCACCGUCCAGGUCGACUUUUCCAUUCUUCGCUGUCGACCGCUCAUCUUUACACCCUGCCUGUCCUGGACGUUGGCUGUGGUUCUUACUGUGGGGACAGCUGUGGUGAUCCCACUCUGCUACCUGACCAUCCUGGGAUGUUUCUGCUUCCUUUGUUGGGAUAUGCGCGCAGGUCUGAGCUGCGCGAGCAGAGCGUGUGUGACCCUGAGCCUCCAGGCAGCUCAGACCCUUCUGUUCUCUGUUCCUCUGCUCAUGGACACCUACCUGCUCCCUGGUUACCUGCACAGUGAUGCCUUAGAUAUAGCAACCACCAUCACUUACGAUCUGGGGAUCACUCUCAUCCCGUUGGCCUACGGUUACCGCUCACGGGAGCUGCAGCGAAGGAUACGGCAGGCUGCCCACAGAAAUACAGCCAACAAUCAAAACGAACUGUAGCUGAUGAUUCAACUUGUACUGUUGCAAUAAGAGAUUCAUUGUGUACUUUUCCUGCAUCAUACUUAUUUAUCUAAAAUGAGCAGUACUUUUAAAUAUGUUAGUACUUGUAUAAAUAAGCUUAAAUUGAUUUGAAAAUCCCUAACCUAUGUUGCUGAACCCAGCCUUCAACUUGUACAAGCUCUUAGCAAGGUACAACCUAUAGUCACAAGUUUCAUAAAGUCCUUGGGGCAUUAUUGUGUCCACUAAGUUUCAGAGACUCGCCACCUGGUGGGCAUAAUUAGAAGUGAAACAUGCUCAAUGUCAAACGUGUAUGCGGUCUUCAAGUUUCACCUUGAUACACUAAAUCUUUGCCCAGAUAUCACAUACACAAGGUUUCAGAGAUCCCCCCUUCUGGUGGCCAUACU